Babesia bigemina is the source of this 4536-nucleotide messenger RNA. RefSeq lists its product as hypothetical. Lineage: Eukaryota; Apicomplexa; Aconoidasida; Piroplasmida; Babesiidae. Bases 1 to 4536 code for a protein of 1511 amino acids. The record is from RefSeq and is a predicted model, not a curated record. The transcript has a single exon.
AUGGUAACACAAGGAAUAAAAUACCAACGUGAUAGACUGCACGAAAUUUGGACAUAUCAAAAUAUUAAAGUGCGACGAGUGGAGACAAAAGUGACCGAUGUGAUGAGUUCGGCGAAGCAACAGAUAAAUUCACAAGUGGCGGAACAAAUUAGAAGAUUUGUAAGAGGUAUGAAUCAGAAAAUUGUUGAACUGAAACAGGAUCUGAGAAAGAUUAACGACACCUUCAUGGGUUAUAUAAGGGAAUUGGAGGCAUGGAUUAAAAAAGCGGAGACCGCGCUCGACGAAGCGUUUCGACGGGUAAACGAUAUCAUUUCAGAAGCAAGUGGAACCUUAGGCACACAUAACAGGUUAAAACUUGAGAAGGCCGUUUCAGAAUUAAAGACUAACGCUCUGAAAUUGUAUAACGCCUAUAAAGCGUCAGAGAAAGCAUUACCACCAUUGGUAGAAGAAGUCACGAAGGCAGUUGAAAAGUUGGAUGUCGCUAUAACGAAGGAUUUGUCAACUUUGAAAGGAACAAUUGAUCUGACAAUUACUGCGUUUGUUGAUCAGGCAAAGAAGCAUUUUGCGGGGAUAAAAAACAACACGAUUGGUGACGAUGAUAACACAGGUGUUAUAGAGAAAUGGGUCGAUCUUAAAGAUGAGAUCAAAGAACUUGUUAAUGGUUUGACUGGUUCCGGUAAGGGAUUAACUCAGAUGUAUCAAGGAGUUGACACGUACGUCACGGCGUUCGAGAAAUUCGCAAUAAAAGAUGAUGGUGACGCGGAUCAAUGCACAGUCGGUAAGUGGUUUGAUGAAGUUUGGAAUAGCAAGGUAGUGACAUUUUAUAUUGGAUAUUACGCAGCUAAGCCCGAUGAGGUUGAUGCAGUAAGGAAUGUUACCAAGGAUAAGAUUAUAGAACGUCUCGGAAAAGUUCGGUUACAAAGCUCGGGAAGUGAAAGCAUUGAUCAGAAGUUAAAAAACAUAAAGCAGUUCCUUGAUACGAUUGCCGCAGAAAUAAAGGGUGAGAUUGACGAUGAAAAAAUUAAACUAUUUGUGCAAGGUAUUGAGCAAGAUGUUAGGGUAAAAUCGCUUGGACUUACUUCAUCGAAUAAUAAUUUGCGAUCCGUCUUGGAAAUCGUCUUUAAAUUUCUGCAUACUGCUGCUUCAACAUUUGGCAAAUCAAUAGAAACAUUCUUCACUUCUUCCCACAUUGCAAACCUGACUCAGGCUAUUACCGAUGUCGCAGAAAUCGGUGUUAAGAUUAAUACGGACGAAGACUCAGGAGAUAUUGGUGAAGAAAUUCAGAAAGCAUUUGACCAGAUCAAAGUAAAAAUUAACGACCUCAAUGGCACUCUCAAUAGAAAUCUUCAGAAGGAAGUAGAGCUGAGAUUUGAAGAGGCUCAUCGUCAGGCUGAUAGUGUCAAGGAUCUUAUGACAAGUUAUACGGAACAUAUAGGUGAUGAUGAAUUUCGUGAUAAUACGAUUAAGGGGAAAAUUCGGACACUCCAAAAAUCAGCAUUGCAACCUUUGAAAAUUUUAGAAGAAAAUAUUAAUGCCACAUCUAUUGAAAAAAACGCAACCGAUAUCAUUCGCAAAAAAAUCGUCACCCUCUGCACAGCUAUCAUCAAUGCGGCUGACGACCAACACGAAGACGGUGUAAAAAGAAAAAUAACGGAUCUGCGACACAUGAUCAACAACGAUGAAUAUAAUAUUGGGGGUCAAGUUCAGAAAGGCUUGAAGAAAAUUAUGAAAGACUUAAUCAAACUGCUAACAGAGCGCAUGGAUCCACUGAUAUCACAAACUCAAGGCAUCGCCAACCACGCCUCUAGUCAACAAAAUAAGAUCAUCGGAGAUGUUGAACUACAUAUCAACGAACACCUCGAUGCAGCACAAUCGGCAAUUUUAGAAGAUAUUAGAACAAGUCACGUUAUAUUCAUGAAGUUGAACAUUCAGGCAUUAUGUGACAAAGUAGCCAACGAACUUGGUGGUCUCCCCGAUAAGGUCACAGCAGACGCCACUAAGGGUUUCAAGGGCUUCAUGGGAUUGCUUCAGGAAACGUUUAGGUUCACUGCAUUCAAUGAGCAACUACAGUACAAUGCGACACUCUCCGAUUUUUGGUUCGACGUUAAUCUGCUCUUCAGCGGGUUGCUAAACGAGUUGCAGUCGCGGAAGGACAUCGGAUGCAGACAUCCCCAAAUUCCCGACCUAUUAGCAGCCCUUAGUACGCUUUUAACCGGACUUAGCAAAUACGAUGCGCAGUUUGUUGACAACCUAGCCGCAGUUAAUCAGUUACUCACCGAAAUACAACCCACCUUAUUCAACGGACAGCAGAACGUUCUGCUCAACAUCUUGAAAGAUGGUUUCCACCGGUUGCACUGCGAACUUGACAAGGCGUACGUGAAUAAGUAUUCCGGCGCUCCAACGCAUUUCAGUUGGACGGAGGUGUUAACCACGGGAGUGACAGAAUACGGUCUACAAUGCGCCAAAGCUUUUGUCACUCUGCUGUCAAUCUUGAAAACGUCGCUGCAUGAUGUUAAGCGCAAUUGCAAGAGUCUGCCCAAACAACAACUUAACACAUCAGCGGAUCUUGGCAAACACUUCGUAGGACUAGGUUUCGAAAUCUCCAGCGACGGUGAGCAGAACGGGGAGUUGCAAGACGCAUCGGGUAUGACUGGCGCACAUAUUCUCGGUCGUAUGAUCGGUCCGACUAAAAAAGUCUACACUAGUCACGAUGAUGCCAAGGAUGAAGGCCCACUGUACCUGGUUUGCUAUUAUCUGGAGGCGUACUACCAAGUCUCUCACUUGGCCCAUAUUCCCGGUGCGAAAGCGCCCUGUAAUAUAUACCAAAUGCUCUGCUGGUUCAGCGGAUUGCCGUAUAACCCAGUAUAUUCCGCGUUGUUAGUAGACGGUAUCAGUGAUCCUUUCAUUGAUCCAAACAAGCCAUCCGGCGAUAUAGAAGGCACUCCGGUACUUGAUCUGCAAGCGUCAUAUAUAGACGCAUAUCCACAUAAGAUAACGUAUAAGAACACCGCUAAAGUGCUCGGCCACCUCUGUUCAAAAUCAUACGAAAUAUUGGUAACGGUUGUUGGAACUGGUAACGCAUACACGACGUAUGGUUGCGAUAUGUUGAACAACUCCAUGAAAUUCUAUUACCCUACCUCCGGUGAAGAGUGCCUUCAGACUAUUCUUGACGUCGUCCAUCGGCUGUUACCACCGCUGAAAUAUUUGUUCUACCGAUGUGGUAUUUCAGCUGAGCAUAACGGUUGGCGCAAUUGUCAGUACGGCAGAGAUGCCUCUACUGCCAAAUCUCAAUGCAAACAACACUCAACGUGCAAACCAAAUUGCAAAACAAAGUGCGAACCAAAUUGCCAGGCAAACUGCCAACCUACGUCCCCCUUGAUGUCCUACCUGGGUGACUGCCUGCCGGGUCAUUUACCGCACCACCUAAGCGACAUCGGCUGCAAAGCCAAAUGUUCCACGUGCCCUACUAAUAAACGAGGAAUGCCGUGCCUAACUCCGCUUGGCUUUAGAGCGUUCUCUGGAUCAACCAAAACGGGUUACGACUUAUGUGAGGUACUUCGUCAAUUCUUCGGCGGCAGCCUACUUUCAUCGCUCCUCUGCCUAGCUCCGAAGCCGCCGUCCACUCUGCCCGAACAUUUGAGUUUUGUAACGCAGCUUUUCGGAAAUUGGCAGAAGAUAUAUUCAGCGAACAAGCACGUGGUGCAAUAUGCAUUUGAAGGCUCGAUUAAAAAGCUGUCCAUAAAGCUAGUCAACGAUACUGCCGAACUUUGUGAUACAUUCAGAAGCAUCUAUGGGCACAAGCAUAACGAUGCUGACAAUGACUUAUCGCACGCCGACACUCAACACGCCGACGUAAUUAGUGUCUGCUUACCGAAGAAUACGAACUUAUGUUCCGGCCAGCAAUGCGCUCCUUACCUUCAAUCGCUAUGCCAUGAUUCUUACUUAUACCUUGCCCCAAAGCAUGCUGACGUAUACGUGUCAUGGGCAGUCUACCUACCUUGGUCUUUAUAUCAAAUGCUUCAAUCCUUACUUGACGCCUUCACCCGUAUCAUAUGUCAAGACUGGGGAUGCAAAAAAUGUAUGAGCAGCGCAAAAUGUAGACAAGGGCAGCAUGGAACCCUUGACAAAACGUGUAGAUGUCUCUCCGUUGUAAGCUGUAACGGCGUUUGGCCAACGUUAUAUCAACACGGAUUUACGUUUGGUGAUGCUGCCAAAUUGAACGCCAAGCAUAGACAAAAAAUGUGCUUUAAUUUCUAUACACAACUCAAGUCAGUGCUUGAAUCCAAAUACUUCGAAACGUUAUUCAAGCAAUGCGACAAUUUCCUCUUCACCAUCCGCGCCCCCUUCAUCUGGCUCAACGUCGCGCUCUGGCUCCUCUCCCUUCUCUACCUCCUCCAGAUCAUGGUCAUCCGCCUAGACCUGCUCCACAUCAAAUCGCAUUUACAUAGUCCCUCAUCACAUCGUAUAGCAGCUCAAUCACUACUUGCUGCUGCGCGUGUUAACAAGCUUAACAGAGUGUUUUACCUGCAACCGUAA